Aspergillus calidoustus is the source of this 1191-nucleotide messenger RNA. The record is from the annotation of a GenBank genome assembly. Lineage: Eukaryota; Fungi; Ascomycota; Eurotiomycetes; Eurotiales; Aspergillaceae.
AUGAAUAAUCGCUAUUCAGGCGGCUCUGUGGCCAAUGUCUUCCUCAAGGAGCCAGGUUGGAAAGUUCGCGCCCUAACCCGAAACCCCACCAGUAUCAAGUCCCAGGCUCUUGCAGCCCAAGGCGCUAAUGUGGUUCAAGUCGACAUCAAUGUACCCGUCACGCUAUUAGCAGCGUUUGAGGGUGCAAACGCCAUCUUUGCUGUGAGUGACUUCUGGGGCUUAUACAGUGAUCCUACCAAUAAAGACAAGGCGAGCCUGGGCCAGACUCUAAAUGUGUGGGCGGGUGAACAUGAAACACAACAGUUAAAGAAUAUUAUCGAGGCUGCCGCCAAAGUCCUAACACUGGAGCGAUUCAUACUCUCCUCCCUGUCAAACGCCGCGAAAUGGUCGAAAGGGAAAUACACUUACGUGUACCACUUUGACUCGAAAGCGAAGGCGGCAGAGUACUGCGAAGAAACAUACCCAGAACUCUGGGCAAAGACUAGCAUCUAUCAGCCUGGAUUCUUCUUGGGUUAUUAUACUUUGAACGGGUUGAGUCAACUUACCAAGAGCGCUGGAGUAGUCCAAUCUAUUGGUCAUGUGGACCCAGACGUCAAACUCCCAUUUAUUGCUGCCGAGGAGGAUUCUGGGCCCUUUGUUAGAGCUCUCAUACAAGACACUGCUGGAAAGAACCUCAUUGGAUAUCGAGGAUGGCUCACUACCCGAGAGCUGGCAGAGAAAUUCUCACAGGCUACAGCGCUGAAGACAGAGGUAAUCACUCUGCUGAAAGGGCAUUUUCCCCCAUCUGUUCCGACCGAAUUAAAGGCAGAGCUUGAAGACAACCUGGCGUACUGGAGCGAGUUCGGGUAUGAGGGCAGAGAUGACCCUACAGUUAUUCAUCCUCGAGAUGUAAGUUGACCUCCGGCGAGUAGCUGCUUACAUACGGGUUUAGUUGAAGUCACCCCCAUCUCUCGAUACAGUGGAGGAUUACUUCAAGAAGUACGACUGGAUGCAGGUGUUUGGUUCUUAAGAAGGGAUUUCUCUAAAAGGUUUCAAGGGAAGUAAACCUUAAGAGGACUAGUGACUUGCCAGGAGCCUCCUGGCCCAUAUUGCACUAGUAGUUCCUAGUCGAACGACCAACGUGUCUCCUCUAGCAAGGGAAUCGGGUGCAUAGAUUGUUGCAGUGGUUUUAAUUCAAAUUGAAUAACUCGG